GGUAUCGCAGUAUUCUCAAUUAUUAUAUGUUAAAAAGUUGGGGACAGCGCACGUCUCAAUAUGGUGUUCCUUCUGUGGGUGGUUGUGAUAAUCUCCUGUCUCUUUCUGUUGGCUCGGCUGGUCAGGGAUGAAGAGUUCGACAAACUCCCGGGACCCAAGGGGUUCUACAUAUUUGGAAACUCCCUGGACUUUUUCAUGAUGGAAACUGUGCAAUUAUUUUAUCAUUUCCGGACGUUGUGCACAAAAUAUAGUGAUCUUUUCAAGUUGAAAAUGGGACCCUUGAAUGUUCUCAUCCUUUACAACCCGGAAGAUGUUGAGACGCUAAUUUCCGGAAGCAAAUACAAUCAAAAAGGCUUCGUAUACAGUUUUAUUAGGCCGUGGUUGAGGGAAGGUUUGCUCCUUAGUGAUGGUCCAAAAUGGCAACAGCGAAGGAAGAUUCUGACGCCAGCGUUUCAUUUCAACAUUCUUCGUAAUUUUAAUUACAUUCUACAAGAAAAUAGUUGGAAAUUUGUGGAGCGAUUACGUCACGAAGAAAAUGAAAGUAAAACUGAAGUAUCUUCAAUGAUAACUGGAUUUACAUUGGAUUCCAUCUGUGAAACUUCAAUGGGAACACAAUUGGAUUCUGAGACCACUGAAUUUGGUAAAACAUACAAAGACGCGAUACACCGGCUUGGCCAGUGUGUGGUGUACAGGGGACAGAGAUGUUGGAUGUACAGCGAAUACAUCUUCAACCGUACUGCAGUGGGCCGGAAAUUCAACGAAAUACUAAAUCUUCUUACGUCUUUCCGCCAUAAAGUAGUAAACAAAAGGAGAAAUGACAAGCAAUUUAAAAAUUUAGUUUUUGAUAAAGAUGACAUUAUUCAAAAUGAGGAUGGGCUUGAAUCUGGGAAGAAAAGGCUGGCCAUGCUUGACCUGUUAUUGCAUGCUGAAGAAAAUGGCACGAUUGACGCUGAUGGUAUUGGGGAAGAGGUCGAUACGUUCAUGUUUGAGGGUCAUGACACGACUUCAUCAGCUCUACAAUUUGCUUUUAUGUUAAUAGCUAAUGACGAGAAAUGUCAAGAGAAGAUUUUUGAGGAAUGCCAAAAAAUAUUUGGGACCUCCGACCGGGCAGCUAGUAUGAAUGACCUAAACGAGAUGAAGUAUCUCGGAUGCUGCAUCAAGGAGACGAUGAGGCUCUACCCACCAGUGCCUUUCAUUGUGAGGAAGAUUGUGCAGCCAUUACAACUGAAGGAUUACCUGAUUCCUGUGGGCACGGAGUGUGCCGUCAUGAUCUACGACCUACAUCGUCGCAGCGACCAGUUCAAGGAACCACUAGAAUUUCGCCCUGAAAGAUUCCUUCGGGAACCUACCUGGCACCCUUACUCAUACAUACCUUUUAGUGCCGGUCCCAGAAACUGUAUAGGUCAGAAGUUUGCCAUGAUGGAAAUGAAGCUAGUGUUAUCGUCAGUGAUCCGCAAGUACCGAAUGCUGCCAGUGACUCGGCCACAGGACCUCAUCUUUGUCACAGACUUUAUUCUCCGGACUGAAAACCCUGUUUAUGUCAAAUUCCAGAAACGAUGAGUUACGUCGUUGAAAUAAGACUGAAUAUUGUAUAAAUAUAUAGGUAAACAACAUUUUGUAAAGAUUCGGGAAUAAGAUUGGGAACUUUAAGAAAAUGUGUAUUUUUAAUGAAAUAUUUAUGUGUAUUAGAAAAAGACUAUGGAACGCUAAUGUAUGAUAAACACCAUAUCUCUGCUGUACGUAUGUAAGUAGUUUGUUAUUACCACACAGGUUGUUAUUAUCAUUAAUUGUGAUAAAAAAUAUUUUGUCUAAUCAGAAACAAGUGAAUUAUGUACAUUGUCCCUUGAUAGAUAUUUUAUGGAUGUUAAUGUCAAAAUACAGUCAAUGUUAAUCUUUUUUUCUACAUUAGUAGCCACGUAAAAUUUAUUUUCGUUACUCUAUUUUAGUUUUGCUUAGGUUUGUCCUAGGCAAUUCAAGGCUUAUUGUUUUUUUCUCAAAAAUCGAUCAAUACAUUAGUAUUAAGUGUUUUUAUUAUAAGGUGAAUAUGUUUAAAAGGUUUUAAUAAAACUAUCCGUUAUUGGUAA
Messenger RNA from Plodia interpunctella (Indianmeal moth), 2084 nucleotides. Its product is annotated as cytochrome P450 4C1-like. Gene Ontology annotation, molecular function: oxidoreductase activity, acting on paired donors, with incorporation or reduction of molecular oxygen; iron ion binding; monooxygenase activity. Bases 61 to 1560 code for a protein of 499 amino acids. The transcript is spliced from 9 exons. Lineage: Eukaryota; Metazoa; Arthropoda; Insecta; Lepidoptera; Pyralidae. The record is from RefSeq and is a predicted model, not a curated record.